GCUUUCUCAUGUAUUUGUCUUUUCCGCCUGUAUUUCCGCCUACUGGAGUGAAUUCCUUACACUUUAUGAUGCAAAGGUGAAGAGAAAAGGAUGGGGAAAAGGGAAGAAAAAUGACCUUACAAACUAACCCUACAGUUGCACCCAUUAAAGCCUCACCUCACCACUAGUUGGGAGUCAUUUUCAAGCUCUGGAAGUGACAUUUAAAACAGUUGGCGGGGCCAGACAUAGAGCCAGAAUGAAGGAAAAUAACCUAACCCCUGCAAUGGUCACAUAAAUAAUAUACGUAAACGAGGGAUCUUGGCUAUUUUAUGGAGAGUGAGAGCUAGUCAUACCCAUGAACAAUAGGUCUUAUCAACUAAUGAUUAUAGCCCAAACAAGAUGACCUUGAAUACAGAAAUAUAUGGGAUACAAAAGCAACCGCAUUUCCUAUAGAUAAUUGUUCUGUUGCCUAUUACAACAAGUGAAUCAUGUUUAGUGUGUGAACCUCUGCAUGUGAGUAAUAUUCAUAAUAAUGCAUUGUGCUAGUGUUCUGUAUUCUGUCCACCCACAAUACUGGAGUAGACUACAGUAGUUUGGUUUAUGGCGCUGAAAGUGCAGCUUGCUCACUUCAGCAGAGCACACAGCAGUCACAUCGUCAGGACCCAGGACAAUGAAUUAUAGAUGAGGAACAUUCCAGAGAUGAGUCAUGCUACCUCUGCACACACACAGCCAACCAGCCAGUCUGUGUGUGUGUGUGUGUGUGCAUGUGUGCAUGCGUUUGAGUGUAUUAGAAUGGGAGAAUGCUAGAGGGAGAGAGGAAGGCAAGGAGAGAGUGUGUGUAUGCAUACAUGUUUGUGUGUGUGUUUGUCUCUGAGGGGGAGAAUAUUGCCUGAGAAAAUGCUAACUGCUUGCUUUUAUACCAGUGCUCCCCACUCUGUUUUCUUUAUGUCAAGAAGAGAAGGAAGAACAGAUGGAAACUGACCUCAGUUAGUCCUACAUCUACCAAUAUUUAUGUUAAGUUUUAACACCAACAUUUUAUUGUUUACAGUUGUCAUACUGCCCUCUCCAUACGCCCUAGAUACAUUAGUACGAAAACAACAUAGGCCUACCAAAAUAAAUACACAGCCUCUCUCUCCUAUCCCUUCCAGGCAAACCCCUCCCUAUGAAAAAUGAUAUCCCCCUACAUCCCGACCCACUGCCUGAUUCUAUCCCCUGACCGAUUCCCUCUUUUGUUUCCAGAAUGACAACAGCAGACAGAAAUAGAAUCUUCUCCACCGUGCAAUGCCAUAAAUCGCUGCUGCCUGCCUGCCCAUCCUGGCCAGCAGCUGUGGCUCCCUCCUUCCCUCCCUCCCUUUCUCCUCAGUGCUAAUGGACGUUAGUCUUCAGCCAAGCUGCAUGUAGAGAGAGGGAGAAGGCUACUGUCGGAUGGUGUUUGAUGGUGACCCUUGUCUGUUUAAUUGUUUCUAGAUAAAUCUCCAUUUGACUGGUUGGAUUUCCCUCUUGUCAUUGCCAAGAGUCCCUUGUUUGCUUUCCCGUCUCGUUAGGAGAAAUUGGAAUGUACAAAAAUCACAUAAAAGACACCAACAACAACUACAAUAAAAGCCUUCUCCCUGACCAUAAGGAGAAGCUGAUCCAGGCUAUUAAAAGAAUAAAGCAUGAGGUAGACGAGUGCUGGGAGGCAGAGAGAGAGACGUACAUAUGGUCUGUUGGUGUAGAGAGAUGUUUUGAUAAUCUGGAACGGGAGGUCCGAGCUGAGUUCCAGAACCUCCAUCGCUUCCUGGACGAAGAGGAGACCAUGGACAUGGAGCGACUGAAGAAGGAGAAAGAGAAGAGGGUGAAGCUGCUUAGGGAGAGGGAGAAGAAGAUCGCCAUGCAGGGAAGAGAUCUGGAGAGAGGCAUUGCCACGCUAAACAACAAACUGGCCGAGGAAGACAGUCCCAGACUGCUCAAAGAGAUUCAAGACCUCUUGAAAAGGUCCCAGGUGGCUUUCAUACCGCCUCCGCAGGUGGAUGUGGAGGUGCGAUCAGCACACUUUGUGGGGCCCAUCCAGUACAGGAUAUGGAAACACAUGAAGAGCUGCCUGUACCCAAAUAUCACUGAAGUGACCUUUGACCCAGAGACAGCCCACCCCCUCCUCACCCUCUCCCCCAGCUGCACUUCUGUGUGGUUCGAGGAGGACAAAGUUAUCCCCAAGGCCUCGGAGGAGGAGCAGCCUCCCAACCCCCGCUGCUUCCACUACUACUACAGUGUCAUGGGCCGAGAAGGCUUCAUCAUCGGACGCCAUUACUGGGAGGUGGAGGUGGGCCGCAAGACAGCGUGGCGGCUGGGUGUGGCCAGGGAGGACGUCCCCCGGGGGGAGAUGGACUCCAGCGGGACCAGUAACGGUCUCUGGACCCUAUCCCUGAAGGGAGGGGCCAUCUUGGCCUGUACAGACCCCAAACCCACCAAGGUCCCGGUGUCCAUCAAGCCCGUCCGGAUCGGAGUGUUCUUAGACUGUGAGAAGGAGGAAGUAGCGUUCUAUAACGCUGUUACCAUGACGCCACUGUACACAUUCUCCAUGGAAACGGUGUUCGUUCCGCUGAUCCCCUUCUAUAACCCAUGUGACACGGACGAUGGGAGGAACCUGGGUCCCCUAAACCUCUUCAGCCCCUCUAUAUGAGAGUACAGAGAACCAAGGAGAACCAAGGUUGUACUGGAGUAUAUUUUGUUUGUGGAUGCGGUGGAAGGAUAGAGAGAAUUUGUAAAUGGUUUGUUUUAUACAGUGUGUGUUUCUGGUAUAAUUUCAUAGCUGGCUGGAAGCAUGAUGUAAAUUGUAUCAGUUAAAAAAUCCAAUGAGUUUAUGAUAUGCAUUUACAUUUACCAGGGGAAGCUGGUGUAAGGAGCUAUAGGAGGACGGGCUAAUUGCAAUGGAAUGGAAUCAAUGGAACGGAGUCAACGAGGUUUCCAUAUGUUUGAUGUGUUUGAUACUGUUCAAUUUAUUCCAUUCCACCCAAUACAAUGAGCCCAUCCUCCCACACGCCUCCACUGACAUGUACCUAACCAGCUCUAUGGUAUAGCACUAUCAAUUCAUAUUUAUGCCAUUGCGUUCAGUUGUUUGCAUUGUGGUUUGAAUAUUGACAUUUUAUUGGCAUUAAAUACACAAAUAAAUAGGUAAACAAAUUAACACAAAACCUUGGUCUGUGCUCAUAACACCAGAAUGUGAUAGUUUUGUCAUAUUGUCACAUAAUAGGUUAUGAAUGUAGAAAAACCAGACUAAGGUAUCGAAAACAAGUCCCAAAAAUGAGCAAAGGCCAAAUGCCAGUAUCCUAGUGGGGGUAGAUACCACAGGGCCUCAGGACUUAACAGUAGGGGUUAACUGCACAAUGAUGUUACCUUUGGCCCAUCUAUAAAUACUGUGGUCAUGCAUCCAUAGCUGUGACACUUUGUCAGCAGUCCAAAUGUCACCCUAUUCCCUAUAUAGUGCACUACUUCUGACCAGGGCCCAUGGACCCUAGUACAAAAGUAGUGCACUAAAUAGGGAAUAAGGUGCCAUUUGGGAUGUAUCUAUUGUGGCAUGGGUAUGGGAGAAAUGUAGGGGAGGGGGUGGGAAGAGGGAGGAAGAGGACACACAGGGUGACACUGGAGAGUGUGACACUGUGGGAAAAUAACUAAAUGUGUGUGACAUUGAGUAAGAUGACUGACGUGAGGUAGCAUGACAACACCGUCACAUUUACAGAGACCAAGGCUUCCUCAGUGAACGCGGCCAUUAGUAUGAUAUCUUACACUAUGCACGGUGUGCCAGAUAGACAGCUAGGAGAAAAGUGCUCCACGAAAUGAGAUCGUAAAAUCUAAGUGCACACACGUUAUGGCCUACCUACCUACCCGAAUAACAUUAGGACAAAUUCAAAGCUUUGGAAAAGUACAGAAUCAAUGACAAGGACACUAGAUUUUUUUCUCAUAAUCUUUUGUUUAUUCUUCGUUAUGUUUUUUUUAGACAUGAAAUAAAGAAAAUAACACCUUUCCUUUACAAAA
Messenger RNA from Oncorhynchus keta (chum salmon), 3990 nucleotides. Its product is annotated as zinc-binding protein A33-like. The transcript is spliced from 7 exons. NCBI's taxonomy places the organism in Eukaryota, Metazoa, Chordata, Actinopteri, Salmoniformes, Salmonidae. Bases 1535 to 2638 code for a protein of 367 amino acids. Gene Ontology annotation, molecular function: protein binding. The record is from RefSeq and is a predicted model, not a curated record.